CAUUUGUGUAGGUUCUGCCAAAAAAUGUGUUGUGUAGUGAGCUAGUAUUUUUAUUUUAAAUUCUUGUAAAAAUAUUCAUAUAACAUAGUUUAUAAAGAAACACACAUGUCUGUGCUCAACAAGGAUACUUUGCUAGCUCCACAAGCUGACCAAAACAAUAUAACCGAAAAUGAUUUUUACGGUAGAGCGCAAAAAUAUUGGUCCGAAGUUCCUGCUACGGUGAACGGCAUGCUUGGUGGUUUAGGAUAUCUAAAUAGAAUUGAUAUCCAAGGUUCCAGUAGUUUUUUAAGAGACUUAAAAGACUUGGGUAAAAACAACGCUCUCGAUUGUGGCGCGGGUAUUGGUCGUAUAACAAAAAAUUUACUGAUGUCGCGUUUUAAUACAACCGAUAUUGUUGAGCAGGAUGCCAGUUUUACAGAAAAAGCACGCGAAUAUUGCACAGAGGGUAAUGAGCAUAAUGGCCGCUUAGGUGAAAUAUACACUAUGGGUCUUCAAGAAUUUACACCAGCUGCGAGUAAAUAUGAUGUGAUAUGGUGUCAGUGGGUCCUGGGCCAUCUCACCGAAAGUGACCUUUUCAAUUUUUUCCGUCGUAUGCGUCUUGGUCUAACAAACAAAGGUUAUUUAAUAAUUAAGGAGAAUGUUACAUCGUCUAAUAUAGUUGAAGAGGAUAAGCAAGACUCUUCAGUAACACGUCCAUUGAAAAUAUACGAAACUGCAAUCAAAAGUGCUGGAUUUCGAAUUGUAAAAACUUGGCGACAGCAGAGCUUUCCCAAAGGAUUAUACCCGGUUUACAUGUUGGCCUGCCGACCCACAGAAUAAUUAGCGUCUGUCAAUUGUAAAAUUGUGGAGAUAUAACAAUAAUUAAGUUGAACUUAAUGAAAUGUUCAAAUGAAAAGUUUUAGUUUACAGACACAACCCUCAUAAAGGUCCUGAAUGAAAUUGCUAGUUAUAAAACUAUAUUAUACAUAGUAAAUCAAUAAAAAAAUAAGUAUGUAUACACAAACA
Molecule: messenger RNA, 1005 nt
Organism: Bactrocera tryoni
Lineage: Eukaryota; Metazoa; Arthropoda; Insecta; Diptera; Tephritidae
Product: alpha N-terminal protein methyltransferase 1
Exons: 1
Coding region: 106-819 (237 amino acids)
Biological process (GO): N-terminal protein amino acid methylation
Cellular component (GO): cytoplasm
Molecular function (GO): N-terminal protein N-methyltransferase activity
Source: RefSeq, a predicted model, not a curated record